CAUGUGUCAUGCAUAUAAUGCCAGCCUGCUGCAGAGUUAUACGCGUUACUAAUUAUUUUCUCCUGUUCUUACUGAACUGAUUUGAAAACAGACUGGGUAAAGCGGUAAAGGAAAUCACGCAAAAUGUUGUCAGUAAUGAGGAAUGUUCGAAUUGCUCAGGGCCUUAUUCGCCGACAGUGCAUGGCGGCUUCCCAAGUCCAGGCCCGGCAUGCGUCAGGUCGUCAACUCAACACAGUCAUUUUGUUUGUACCACAGCAGGAAGCAUGGGUCAUCGAGAGAAUGGGCAGAUUCUACAAAGUUCUCAGUCCGGGUUUGAAUUUCCUGAUACCGGUGUUGGACAAGAUCAAAUAUGUCCAGAGCUUGAAGGAAAUUGCCAUCGAUAUUCCCGAGCAGAGUGCUAUUACAAAUGAUAAUGUGACCUUACGUAUAGAUGGCGUGCUUUACUUGAGAGUAGUGGAUCCAUACAAGGCAAGUUACGGUGUCGAGGAUCCCGAGUAUGCCGUCACCCAACUGGCCCAGACCACAAUGAGAUCAGAGAUAGGAAAGAUCACACUGGACUCUGUCUUUAAAGAAAGAGAGUCACUCAAUGUCAGUAUAGUGGAGGCCAUCAACAAUGCAGCAGUACAGCCGUGGGGCAUCAAGUGCUUACGGUACGAGAUCAAGGACAUCGAGCUGCCCAAGAAGGUCCAGGAGGCCAUGCAGAUGCAGGUGGAAGCAGAGAGGAAAAAGAGAGCUGUGGUCUUACAGUCUGAAGGUGUUCGAGAGUCCGAAAUCAAUGUGGCGGAGGGUAAAAAACGAGCCAAGAUUCUGGAAUCAGAGGCCGUCAAGGCAGAGCAGAUCAACAAGGCCUCCGGUGAGGCCCAGGCCAUCAUCGCCAAGGCCAAUGCUCGGGCCGAUGCCCUCAGGGUUGUGGCAGAGGCCAUCGGCCAAAAGGACGGCAACAAUGCAGCGUCGUUGAAUGUAGCUGAGCAGUACGUGGCAGCAUUCAGUAACUUGGCCAAGACGGGCAAUACAAUACUUCUGCCAUCUAACACCGGCGACAUCAGUAGCAUGGUUGGACAGGCCAUGGCCAUCUACGGCAACCUGAGCAACCAGCCCAGGGUCCUCUCACCUCACCCAGUAGAGGGGCUCCCUGAAUCCUCCCAAGAUGGUGUACCAACCGAGAUCAGGUCAGCAGAGAAGGACCUCCAGAGGAACAUUGAGCAGCAGGAGGCCGAAAUCAGGACACGACACGAGACUUUACCCAAAGACAUCUGACCCCCCCCCCGAAGCUCAUAGUGUAGUUUGAAUGACUAGAUUGGUGGCUUUCAAAAGAGGAGGAUGCAAAUUAAACAGGAGGUAGGCUUGAGGUUUACCUCGAGGGUUGAUGAGGUUUACUUGGGUUUUCACUUGUGGGAAAACCUCAAUUUACUCCUUGUUUGAUUUUUGAUUUUGCCCUCUUCCUUUUCAAGUUCACAGCUUUGAUAUAUUGUCCCGAGAAUUUGUGUAAUAUAUCAUGUUUAUAUUUUACGUCACUCAGAGGUAUACGAGGACACACGUGGUCAACAUGAAAAGCACUGUCACUAUUGCAGAAUGCAUAGGAUUUAUACAUGUGCCUGUUUUGCCCCUCGUGUUCACUGACAAUAGGUGACUAUUGGAUGUAGUCAUAGCACUGGAAGCCUGUUUUGAACACGGCCUAAAGCAGAAAGUAUUGCUCAGUGAAUGGGCUUUAUUCAGGAGUCGGCCAUAUUGAAAUUGAAAGCAAGGGGAAUUCUUCACUUUUGAAACCUGAUAGCAUCAAUAAAAGAAAGGAAAUGAAA
Acanthaster planci (crown-of-thorns starfish) is the source of this 1799-nucleotide messenger RNA. RefSeq names its product stomatin like 2 (gene stoml2). Gene Ontology annotation, biological process: mitochondrion organization. Gene Ontology annotation, cellular component: membrane; mitochondrion. Gene Ontology annotation, molecular function: ATP binding; metal ion binding. Lineage: Eukaryota; Metazoa; Echinodermata; Asteroidea; Valvatida; Acanthasteridae. The record is from RefSeq and is a predicted model, not a curated record.